Molecule: messenger RNA, 1282 nt
Organism: Osmia lignaria (orchard mason bee)
Lineage: Eukaryota; Metazoa; Arthropoda; Insecta; Hymenoptera; Megachilidae
Product: divergent protein kinase domain 2A
Source: RefSeq, a predicted model, not a curated record
CAUGAUUUUAUCGUACAUAUAUAAUAUUUUAAAAUUUAAGAAAUGGGAGUUAUUCUUUCUCAUUACAAUAGUAAUCUCUUUAAAAUGGUCCACAAUAAUUAUACUCCGACCAGACAUAAAUUAUUUGACAGAAUUACAUAAAUGUCCAACAUGUUUUGGUACUUCUGCGUGUGAUUAUAUUCAUGAAGUAGAUAUUACAUUUCGUGACUUUUAUUCCGCGUUUUCUUAUUAUUUCGGAGUAAAAAAUGUAUUUUUUGGUACAUUUAAUACAAGUAAGGUUAUAUUGAAAAAAUUGGCGCAAUCUUUUGAAUUAAAUGAAUUUGAUCGUAUGCUUUGUGAAAACGUAAAUUUUUCUUAUAUUUGUCCAAUGAAUACAGAAAAAACAGAUAAUCAGAUUGAUGUAAAUUUUUAUAAACUCAUAGAAAAACAAGUCAGUUUAUCUUUUACUCAAGAUCAUUUUAGUCGUUUAAGACUAUGUCCAAAUGUUCGUCAUUUAAAUGAUCUGUUACACCCUAUAUAUUUUAGCAAUAAAAACGUAGAUUCAGAAACACUUGAUAUAAAUAUUUGGACGCUAACAGUUCUUAAUCCUGAGCCAUUAUUUUUACAGAUAUUAUCUGCAGACAAAAAUUGGCCAGUGCCAAAAUAUUUUGGUGCUUGUGGACGAAUUAUAAUUGAAGAAUAUGUGGGAUUACCAUUAACUGCUUAUUACAAUGAACCAUGGUUAAAUAGAGCUAAAAUAGCUUCUAGUCUUUUAAAUGCUGCUCAUACAUUCACUUAUGGGAAUGAAAAUUUCGGUUUUUAUUUAACUGAUAUAUCAGCUGAUAACAUAGCAGUUGAUUUAAAGUAUAAUGCGAAAUUCAUAGAUUUAGAAAAUGUGAUUAUUGUUGACAAAAAUCUUACAUCUAAAGAAAAACCACCAAAAUGGAAUGAAUUACAUGUAAAUGCAGAUGACUUGAGUUGCCCUGAAUGUUUGGUAUUUUCUUCUGUUGAAAUAUGUAAUCAUAAAAUUAGUGACCAUAACUAUUAUGCAAUAUGUAAGAUACUAUUGUCACUAAAUACAAACAAUAGUGUAUUAACUGGUGGUCUCCUACAUGAUAUACCUGCAAAUAUAUUAAAACAAUAUUCGAAUAUACAGUAUUUAAUCAGACAAUGUGUUAACCCGGAUGGACCCCUAACUAGAAUAACUGCAGGAAUGGAACUUAAACAAUUAUUAGAUAUUGUUAUCCAAUAGUAAUUACUGUUAAAAUGUAUUAAUUUGAAAAUAAGAAAGAAUUUUUGCAAA